Messenger RNA from Eremothecium gossypii ATCC 10895, 450 nucleotides. It is a transcript of the gene NHP2, whose product is annotated as snoRNA-binding protein NHP2. The coding region runs from base 1 to 450 and encodes 149 amino acids. Gene Ontology annotation, biological process: ribosome biogenesis; snRNA pseudouridine synthesis; rRNA pseudouridine synthesis. Gene Ontology annotation, molecular function: box H/ACA snoRNA binding. The record is from RefSeq and is marked provisional. Lineage: Eukaryota; Fungi; Ascomycota; Saccharomycetes; Saccharomycetales; Saccharomycetaceae. Gene Ontology annotation, cellular component: nucleolus; box H/ACA snoRNP complex. The transcript has a single exon.
AUGGCGAAGGAAAAGACCAGUACUUCCGAGGAUAACUAUGAGGCUAGACUGCCUGCUGUCUUGUCCUUCGCGAAGCCUCUUGCAUCCAAGAAGCUGAACAAGAAGGUGUUGAAGACUGUGAAGAAGGCAUCUAAGGCAAAGAACGUGAAGCGUGGUGUCAAGGAAGUGGUGAAGGCUCUCAGAAAGGGCGAGAAGGGGCUGGUAGUUAUUGCUGGCGACAUCUCGCCUCCAGAUGUGAUUUCGCAUUUGCCGGUUCUGUGUGAGGACCAGUCCGUCCCGUACAUAUUCGUGCCAUCCAAGCAGGAUCUGGGCUCUGCCGGUGCCACCAAGAGACCUACUUCCGUCGUGUUCAUUGUACCAGGCUCCAGUAAGAAGAAGGAGGGCAAGGCCAAGGAGGAGGAGUACCGCGAGUCGUACGACGAGGUCGUGAAGGAAGUCAAGUCUUUGUGA